UUACUUAUUUUUCGACCUCUGUCGACCUUUAGACCCCACGAAAAUUCGAAUUUUAAAUGUAUCGUCACGAGCGCAAUGUUUACAAUUUCCCGAUUAGCCAAUCGAACCCCAAAGUUAGCCAAUGGGAACAAUCGUAAGUUAUCUGUCAUGGGAACUUCUUUCAUAGUAAUGGAAGCGAAUAUAUAUUUAAAAGUAACUUCAAACCCCAUUCGAUACGUGUUCGGAGAGUGUAAAUUCCUCGAUUACUUUAAAAAUUAAAAUAAAAUAAAAUGAAGGAAAGAUCUAAAAAUGCCGCAAGAUCGAGACGAGAAAAAGAAAAUUGCGAAUUUAUAGAAUUAUCACGAAUGUUGCCACUUCCGGUCGCCAUUACUAGUCAAUUAGAUAAAGCUUCUAUCAUUAGACUGACGUCAUCAUACUUAAAGAUGAGGAAAAUUUUCCCUAACGGAUUGGGAGAAGGAUGGGGCAUGUCUCACCUUAACAGCAAUGAAGACACAAUAAGAGAGCUCGGUUCGCAUCUCUUACAAACUCUUGAUGGGUUUGUUUUUGUCGUAUCAUCUGAUGGGAAGAUCAUGUACGUUUCGGAAACUGCUUCUGUCCAUCUUGGUUUAUCUCAGGUAGAAAUGACUGGAAACAAUAUAUACGAGUAUAUACACCCCGAAGAUAAGGAGGAAAUGAGAUCUAUAUUGAAUUUUCAGUCUACCUCUGUUGAAAUGCAGUCAUCUAAUUGUGAAAUUGAGAAAUCAUUUUAUUUACGAAUGAAGUGCAUUUUGGCGAAAAGAAAUGCUGGACUGACCACAUCUGGAUACAAAGUAAUACACUGCAGCGGUUAUAUAAAGCUGAAGCAAUGUAGAAUGGAAACAAAUCUGCAAAAUGUAAGCCUGGUGGCAGUGGGGCAUUCGCUUCCGCCGAGUGCCAUCACAGAAGUGAAAAUGUACAGUAAUAUGUUUAUGUUUCGAGCAAGUCUGGAUCUGAGGCUGAUUUUUCUAGACUCGAGGGUUGCAAACCUCACUGGCUAUGAACCUCAGCAACUUAUAGAACGCACUCUCUAUCAGUACGUCCACGGAUGCGACUGUUUAAACCUUCGUAUCUCGCACGAAAUAUUGUUAACUAAAGGUCAAGUGACGACAAAAUAUUAUCGAUUUCUUCACAAUAAGGGAGGCUGGGUGUGGAUUCAAAGCCAUGCUACCAUUAUUCAUAACAGCAGAUCUUCCAGGCCUCAUUGUAUUGUUAGUAUUAAUUAUGUUAUCAGUGACAUAGAAGCAGAUGAUUUACAACUAGGAUUAUUGCAAACAGAUGGAGGGAAAGAAACAUCUCUAACUGUAAAUCUUACCUCAAAAACUACUCACGAUUUGAACCUUUUCACGGAAAACUUUGAAACCGAACAGCAAAUGAUUUCAGAAGGAAGAAUGUGUUGGAACAAUACUGACUGCAAUAUGAUGGAUUUUGAAGUUUUAGAUAAUAUGGCCGCAUCAAUUUCCUGUUCGCCUAUCGACGAUACUCUCGGCAGAUAUUCCACAAAUGCAAACUGUGAGAUAAUGCAAUUCGAUUCAACUCAAUUUAAUGAAAUGAACCCUCUUCGUCAUCAUUGGUCUACGGAAAUGCACCAGAUGAGACACUAUUUGACCCAAGAUGUAAUGUCUUUUCUUCAGUGUUCAGAGGAAAGUGAAAUUAUGGAUCUUUUCCACAUAUGAAAUGAAUGUUCUGGAAGAUUAUAAUAAAAAAUAAUUAAUAUUUUUUUAUAUAAUUUAAAGCAUAAACUCGAACUUAUAAGCAAUUUGAGAACAAUUGAAGCAUUUUCAGUUUUGUAUUGUGGACAUUGAUUUGGAAUGAUUCCAAAAGACCAGUUUAAACAAAGUUAAUUCUGUUGGGAGUAAAGUAAUUGCUAGAGUGUUCCAAGUAAAUAAUUGUGUCAGCUGAUUAAGAUUAAUUACAUAUAUUAAAGCCUGUUAAAAUUAGAUAUCAGUUCCGAUAAAGCCAAGAUCCACAGUUAUAUUGAAAUUAAGUAUCAAAACUUUUAAAUUUCAAUAAAAUAUUAACUAGCAUGUCACAUUUUCAUUAAAAAAAGUCCAAAGAAAUAUAUUUUAAUUUAACAAAUUAAGGCCAAAUUUCAAUUUGGUACUGCUAUUUAUUUCAGUUUAGUCUCUCACUCAAUUUAGUGCCAAUUCUGGAGGCAAACAAAUGGCAGCACUAAAUUGAAGUUUGGUUGUAAGUUAUUAAAUUAAUGAAAUGCUACUAGAAUUUGUGUUGAUGUUAGUUUGACAGUCACAUAUUUUUUGUAAAAUUAAUAUAUGUAUAAUAAUAA
Molecule: messenger RNA, 2302 nt
Organism: Centruroides sculpturatus (bark scorpion)
Lineage: Eukaryota; Metazoa; Arthropoda; Arachnida; Scorpiones; Buthidae
Product: single-minded homolog 1-like
Exons: 9
Coding region: 270-1691 (473 amino acids)
Biological process (GO): regulation of transcription by RNA polymerase II
Cellular component (GO): cytoplasm; nucleus; transcription regulator complex
Molecular function (GO): RNA polymerase II transcription regulatory region sequence-specific DNA binding; DNA-binding transcription factor activity, RNA polymerase II-specific; protein dimerization activity
Source: RefSeq, a predicted model, not a curated record